UUCAGCCAGAAAAGCAAAGAACAUGGGAAUAAGGCUUAUAAAGUCAUGAGGGAUUGGGGAAUUGUUGAAAUACACUCGUGUUUAGCAAAUUCUGAAGUCCUAAAACCAGGAACAAUUAAGAGAUCCUUCUAAUAAAAUAAAAGAAAGCUGAUUUAUAGGGCAGAUCCAAAACUUCUCGAAAAUAGAGAUAUUUCUAAGUCGGUUAGGUUUACAGAUGAUAAUUCCAUAGUAUGCUAAUUUAGGAAAAUGUGGACUAUUUUUCUAAACAUUUAAGGUUAGUAUCACAGAGGCCACCCACUCCCAAAACAUCCACUGGUUCCCAUGUGAGGUCCAGGCGAGCUCGGUGCAAGAGGAUAGUAAUCUGAAUCAGCAUGGCCCUUCUGUGUUAUCACUCUUCUGGGUCUGUGUUCCAGAGGGAAAAUCAACAUUGUGGCUGACUGCUUAGACAAAGCUCGUUCUGAAAGGAGGCUCAUUAAACUAAUUCUUAUUACUAUAAAUGUAUUUAUAAAGUUAGAAUUCUUCCAAAAAUUUUAGCAGGGCAGAUUAGAAGGUAGAUAAUAUUGGACAGUGACUUCUAAGAUUGGUUUCCAUCAGGCCCUGAAGGAAAGAAAAUUUGAAAUUGCCCUUUUCUUGGAAAAUAUUGAAUGAAGACUAAAACCCCAAAACUAAACCAACCAAAUAAAAGCCCACAAAUUUUACUAAAAAGGGAGAUAUUCUACCUAGAGCUCAAGUAAUACAAAUCUGUGUGUGUGCCCGUGGGUGUGUGUCUGUGUGAGCUCGCUGUGUAGAAUUUUUCAGCAUAGGUAUAAUCCAUCUUAAGUUUACUGAGACAUAUAAAAUGUAUUUGAUUCCAUAUAAGCAAUUCUGCUGCAAAACCAAGUAGUCACGUUAUGCUUUAGCAGUGAUUUUCUAAGUUAAUUCCCAGGGUUGUAUUAAUAAAGGACCCAAAUGUAGGAAAAUAGCAAAGGCAUUAGUAGCUUUGAUAAAGUACGGCAAUUAGAUCUUGCUUUGCUACGUAUUCAUACAAUAAAAGGUAGCACAUUGAAACAAUUGUCCAAAUAAUUCAGGCCUAAAAUAUAUUCACCUAAAAUGGCCAGAUAGUUGAGACAAGUGUGUCAUUUUGGUUUAAGUCGUCUGAAUCACUGCAUUAAUUCUCCUACUUUAAGUAGACAUAUUGAGGCUGUGAGAAAUUUUUAGGCUAGCAAGGAAUGUCUCUAGAUUUUUCUGUGAUUAUUUGUAGCUCUUUCCAUAACUGCAGUGAUCUCACAGUUUUACCUUUUAACCCAAGUCUAAUCCAAGCUGCAGGCUUCCUGCAAAAGAACCACCUAGGAAUGUUUGGGGAUUUCUGUGUAACCAAGCCCUAGAAAAGCCGAAGCCAGGGAGACAGCUUCUAAAUUCUGGAGCUCUUUCAGACUGCUCAUACUUAUCACACCAGGCUGAAAAUCACUUCCAAUUAUUCUAAAGAGCUCAGGAGUUGAGUUACUUAAUCAAGAGCUCUUAUACCUGGAUUAAGGUCUCAGACCAAGAGAACACCAUCAAGACCUGAUUGGAUAAUGAAAAAGGGAUUUUGCGUAAGAAUUCGAAGGGCUUGUUACACUGAAGAGUUACAAAAGGUAAUGAGAAAAGGAAAAUGCAUUCCUAGUAGCCAAACCUUUACUGCUGAUCUGAUGGAGGAGCGUAGUAUCUGUAGGAUAUAAUCUAUCUUAUAAAAACUAGGCAUUUCAUAGGUCAGUUAUACUUCAAAAACAAACUCAUUGAAAAGGAGAUUCGAUUUGCGGUUGCAGAGGUGGGGGCUGAGGGAAGGGAAUUGGAUGGAGGCAGUCAAAAAACUACAAACUCCUAGUAGUAAGAUAAAUAGACAUAAUGUACAACAUGAUCAAUGUAAUUAACACAGCUGUAUGUUAUGGGUAUGAAAGUUGUUAAGACAAUAAAUCCUAAGUGUUCUCAUUACAAGGGAGAAUUUUUUUUUUCUAUUUCUUAAAUUUUUCAUCUGUAUGAGAUGAUGGAUGUUCACUAAACUUACUGUGGUCAUCAUAUCAUGAUAUAUGUAAGUCAAAUAAUAAUACUGUCUUAAACUUAUCCAGAGCUCAAUGACAAGUAUAUCUCAAUAAAACAGGGGGAAAAAAAAUCCCCUCAGCCAAAAUAAGGAAAAAGAUCAGGCAUUUCACCUUUUAUUUGAACAUCCAACUCAACUUUUUUUUUUUUUAAUUAGAGAAGGGUGUAUUUAUCUAAGUGACUGGCUUAAUUUAUUUUUACAUUGUAGCUGAAUAAUAACUCUAGAGUGAAGCAUUGGCAGGGCUUUGUGAGGGAGCCUGGGUAACCUCAAAAUGAGGAUAAUAAUAGCACCUACUUCACAGGGCGGUGGUAAAGGAUGAACUUCAAAACUCCCGCAAGGCUCCUGGCACUGAGCGGAGCACAGGCAGAAUAUUCAGUACAGUGUUGCCAUCUGUAUCGUAAUUGUCAAGGCUUUUAUUAGAUGUUUUAAAAUGCAUGCAAAGUUUCCUGUCCAAAGGCAGAGGGGUUAGAAUGUAAAUGCUAUGGAGUUUUUCAGACUUUAUAACAAAUUAUUAAAGGUGGAAAGUUCCAGAUUGAAAUUAAGACACACAUUUAGAAACAUUGUUUCUUGAGCUUGUUUCUUACUUCCAAAAGGCAGGGGUGGGGAUCUCUGAUCUAAGGGUGCCCACCUCCCAUCUGAGCUUAUUUUGUCCUGCCUGCAGCCCUGUCUCUCACCACAGACAUCCAGGGAAGAAUGUCACUGCGGUGGGUUCCUUCCCUCUCAUUCAAAUCUGAGUAUCUAUGGUUUAUGUAUUAGAGUGAAUGAGGAACCAAGGAUGGUGUCUCAUCUACUAAUGGACAUGUCAUGUGUGAGUGGAUGACCAAAUUUCCGUGAAAGGGGACACAGCAGAUGGCAUCCCCCCAAUCUACUGAAGUUCCUUUGCAGAAUCAUCCAUCCUGCCUUGAUUUCUUUCUCUAAUUUGCCUUUUUUUGAGCACCUGUCCCUCUUCUCUCUACUCUCCAUGCGUUGCAUUACUAAACAAAUAAUCGAUGUGAAUAUUUCUGCCUGUAAACACUGUACCCAAAUAGAUACAAAUGAGGUUGAUUGUUGUGUUUAGCUGUUAACUUCCCAUUUACUUCCCUGGCCCCAGGUGCAUCACCAGCCAACUACAGAAAAAGGAUCAUCUCCUCUUCAAAGGGCCCACAGAGAAAGGCAUGAGAAAUAUGCUCUACGAUGUAAAAGGAGUAUGAAAUCUGGAUCUUCUCUUUUCCGGUCCAACAGAACAUUUAUUGAGCACCAACUGUGCACCAGAUACUGUGCUAGCUGUUAGGGGUACAGAGUGAUACCCAGCCUUCACAACGGAGGACCACCAGUCAACAGGUGACUUAAUGAGUUGUUAACCCUGGCGAUCAAGAUGUUACAGGGACCCAAGAACCUCGGUCCAGCCAGAUGAUGGUGAGGCAAAGAAUGAAGGCGGGGGUACAGCUGCAGUAUUGCAGAGAGAGGUUGAGACGAGGCCAGAGGGCUGAGAGGAUCCUGUGGUGACGGUCGCCUGGCCUGUUUUCCUUGAUGUCUUUCAGAUCGGAGCUGAUCAGAGCUGCAGACUUAUUUCUGAGUUUGCGCACUUGAAACUGGGCCUCCCAGUUUGAGGAAAGGGCGGGCUGCUCGCUACCUCUGACAUCUGCCCUGGACCACCCCGGGAGAGAAGGAGGGCUCUGGGGGAUCUGGCGCGUUGCUCCAGAAGGAUCCCCGGCCGCGGCCCCCGCACCACGCCCUUGGCCCAGGCCAGGACUGAGUCAGGUAGAAGAGUCGAUAAAACCACCUGAUCCAGGAAAAGGAAAGCACAGCGGAGCGCAGAGGGAAAGCUCCCAGCGGCGAGGCGCCGGGCAGCACCCCUGCGGCGGCGACGGCGGCGGCGGCGGCGGCGGACGGCGGCCCGGCCCGGCCAUGCCUGCGCUCUGGCUCUGCGGCUGCCUCUGCUUGGCGCUCCUCCUGCCUGCAGCCCGGGCCAACUCCGGGACGCAAGUCUGUGACUGCAAUGGGAAGUCCAGGCAAUGCCUCUUUGAUCAGGAACUGCACAGACUGACGGGAAAUGGAUUCCGCUGCCUCCACUGCAGUGACAACACGGCUGGCAUUCACUGCGAGAAGUGCAAGGAAGGAUUUUACCGACAGAGAGAGAGAGACCGCUGUUUACCCUGCAAUUGUAACUCCAAAGGUUCUCUUAGCGCCCGAUGUGACAACGCUGGUCGGUGCAGCUGUAAGCCAGGUGUGACGGGAGACAGGUGUGACCGCUGUCUGCCAGGCUUCCACACCCUCACGGAUGCUGGGUGCACCCAAGACCAGAGGCUCCUAGACUCCAAGUGUGACUGUGACCCAGCUGGCAUCUUGGGGCCCUGUGACGCAGGCCACUGUGUCUGCAAGCCAGCUGUCACCGGAGAGCGCUGUGACAGGUGCCGACCAGGCUACUACCACCUGGACGGGGGGAACCCUGAGGGCUGCACCCAGUGCUUUUGCUAUGGGCAUUCGGCCAGCUGCCAAAGCUCUGGCGACUACAGUGUCUAUAAAGUCACCUCUACCUUCAACCAAGAUGUUGAUGGCUGGAAGGCUGUCCAAAGAAAUGGGUCUCCUGCAAAGCUCCAGUGGUCACAGCGCCAUCAAGAUGUGUUUAGCUCAGCACGACGAUCGGAUCCCGUCUAUUUUGUAGCUCCUGCCAAGUUUCUUGGGAACCAACAGGUGAGCUACGGGCAAAGCCUGUCUUUUGACUACCGGGUGGACAGGGGAGGCCGACACCCAUCUGCCCACGACGUGGUCCUGGAGGGUGCUGGUCUACGCAUCACAGCUCCCUUGAUGCCACUUGGCAAGACGCUGCCUUGUGGGAUCACCAAGACUUACACGUUCAGAUUAAAUGAACACCCAAGCAGUCAUUGGAGCCCCCAGCUGAGUUACUUUGAGUAUCGGCGGCUACUGAGGAACCUCACAGCCCUGCGGAUCCGAGCUACUUAUGGAGAAUACAGUACUGGCUACCUUGACAACGUGACCCUGGUUUCAGCCCGCCCCGUCUCUGGAACCCCAGCACCCUGGGUGGAACAAUGUGUGUGUCCUGUUGGGUACAAGGGACAGUUCUGCCAGGAAUGUGCUUCUGGUUACAAAAGAGAUUCGGCCAGACUGGGACCUUUUGGCACCUGUAUUCCAUGCAACUGUCAAGGGGGAGGGGCCUGUGAUCCAGACACAGGAGACUGUUAUUCAGGGGACGAAAACCCUGACAUCGAGUGUGCCGACUGCCCCAUCGGUUUCUACAACGACCCGCACGACCCCCGCAGCUGCAAGCCCUGCCCCUGUCGCCAUGGCUUCAGCUGCUCCGUGAUGCCCGAGACAGAGGAAGUGGUGUGCCACAACUGCCCCCACGGCGUCACUGGUGCCCGCUGCGAGCACUGUGCUGAUGGCUACUUUGGGGACCCCUUUGGGGAACGGGGCCCAGUGAGGCCUUGUCAGCCCUGUCAGUGCAACAACAAUGUGGACCCCAGUGCCUCUGGGAACUGUGACCACCUGACAGGCAGGUGUCUGAAGUGCAUCCACAACACAGCCGGCGCCCACUGCGAGCAGUGCAAAGUGGGCUACUUUGGGGACCCCUUGGCUCCCAACCCAGCGGAUAAGUGUCGAGCUUGCAACUGCAACCCAGUGGGCUCGGAGCCCGUGGCAUGUAGAAGUGAUGGCAGCUGUGUUUGCAAGCCGGGAUUUGGUGGCCUCAACUGUGAGCAUGCAGCACUAACCAGCUGUCCAGCUUGCUAUAAUCAAGUGAAGACUCAGAUGGAUCAAUUUAUGCAGCAGCUCCAGAGUCUGGAGACUCUGAUUUCAAAGGCUCAGGAUGGAGGUGGAACAAUACCCAACACGGAGCUGGAAAGCAGGAUGCAGCAGACUGAGCAGACCCUUGAGGACAUUCUGAGAGAAGCCCAGAUUGCAGAAGGUGCUAGGACAUCUCUCCUUCGCCGGCUGGCCAAGGCCAAGAGCCAAGAGAGUAGCUACCGGAGCCGCCUGGAUGACCUCAAGAUGACCUUGGAAAGGGCUCGGGCCCUGGACAGCCAACAUCAGAACCGACUGCGUGAAACUCACAUGCUCAUCACUCAGAUGCGCCUGAGGCUGGAGGAGAGUGAAGCCGCCCUGCGCAACACCAACAUUCCUCCCUCAGAGCACUACGUGGGGCCAAAUGGCUUUAAAAGUCUAGCGCAGGAGGCUGCGAGAUUGGCAGACAGCCAUGUCGAAUCAGCCAACAGCAUGGAGCGACUGGCAAGGGAAGCGGAGGAGUUCUCCAAACAAGCGCUCUCCUUGGUGCGCAAGGCUCUGAGUGAUGGAGGCGGCAGCGGCCGCCUGGACCCCUCGGUGGCGCAAGGGCUUGUGGGAAAGUUGGAGAAAACCAAGUCUCUGGCCCAGCAGUUGUUGCUGGAGGCCACUCAAACCGACCUUGAAGCAGAUAGGGCUUAUCAGCAGAGCCUUCGUCUUCUCAAUUCUGCGUCUCAGCUGCAAGGGGUCAAUCAUCAGUCCUUUCAGGUAGAAGUGAAGAGGAUCAAAGAAAAAGCUGAUUCUCUCUCAAGCCUGGUGACUCAGCGUUUGGAUGAGUUCGAGCACGUGCAAAGCAAUCUGGGAAACUGGGAAGAAGAAACCCGGAAGCUCUUGCAGAAUGGGAAGAAUGGGAGACAGAAAUCAGAUCAGCUGCUUUCCCGGGCCAACCUUGCUAAAAGCAGAGCCCAAGAAGCACUAAGUAUGGGGAAUGCCACUUUUUAUGAAGUUGAGAACAUCUUAAAGAACCUCAGAGAGUUUGACCUGCAGGUUGAGGACAGAAAAGCAGAAGCUGAAGAGGCCAUGAAGAGACUCUCCUACAUCAGCCAGAAGGUUGCAGAGGCCAGCGACAAGACCCAGCGAGCAGAAACGGCCCUGGGCGGUGCUGCUACCGACGCCCAGAGGGCGAAGCACACAGCCAGGGAGGCCCUGGGGAUCACCGGCAAGAUGGAACAGGAGAUCAGGAGUCUGAUCUUGAAGGCCAACGUGACCGCAGAUGGAGCCUUGGCCAUGGAGAAGGGACUGGCCACUGUGAAGAGCGAGAUGCAGGACGUGGAAGGAGAGCUGGCGAGGAAGGAGCGGGAGUUCGACGCGGACAUGGCCGCGGUGCAGACGGUAAUUACAGAAGCCCAAACGGUUGAUAACAGAGCCAAGAAUGCUGGAGUUACGAUCCAAGACACUCUCAACACGUUGGACGGCAUCCUACACCUAAUAGACCAGCCUGGCAGUGUGGAUGAAGAAGGGCUGAUCUUACUCGAGCAGAAGCUCUUCCGCGCCAAGACCCAGAUCAACAGCCAGCUGCGGCCGUUGAUGUCAGAGCUGGAAGAGAGGGCGCUUCGGCAGAGGGGCCAGCUCCGCUCGCUGGAGAUGAGCAUAGACGGGAUUCUGGCUGAUGUGAAGAACCUGGAGCACAUUAGGGACAACCUGCCCCCAGGCUGCUACAAUACGCAGGCUCUUGAGCAACACUGAGGCCGCCUUCGAAAUUUCUCCACUGGGGUUCUUGGGAUUCAGACCUCAGGCCCAGGGGCCAUCUCAUGCGGGUGGGGUGGGAUGGGGACAUUUGAACAUGCUGAAUGGGCGUGCUCAGGUCAGCUGAACCUGGCCCCAUCCUGGAGACUUUGGCCAGAUAAAUGUCUUAGGGUACCAGUGUGAUACCGUUUGCUUCCUGAUGCGGGGCAAGGAGGCAGAUAGUCUUGGGGAUGAGACUCGGCAGGGCCAGGACCCCAAAGGGUAGACUGGAUGGAAGGACAAACUGCACGGGCAGAUGCUUGUCUCAGAAUAGGCAUAAACCGAGUUCUGGAGCAGGGACAUGUGCUGCUGGGUUAUAGGUAGCUUAUCCUUAGAAUCAUGUGACCAGAGGAAAAAAUUUUUUGACUUUGCCCACGCAUAGAAUUCUUCCUAAUGUCAGAACAGAGAGUGAAUUCCAGUCCUGCCGUGGCCAGUAAAACACUGUUGCCUCACCAUGUCCAAGGUGUUCUUGUCGAUCAGAGGUCCUCUCACUUAGCGCCAAGUACAUCAACACAUACUCGACUUUCAAGCUGGAAGAAGUGAGCAGUGGUGGAGUCGGGAGCUGUAAGGCUGGUACCCUGCUACCCUGAGUUCUCCUGGGCCUGGAAGUGACAUCCUUUCCCCUGAUGAUGCCAGGCAACUUAGUACGUUUUUAUUAAAGCAUUUUCUACCAGCAAAGCAAACACUGGGAAACACAUUUCUAUUUGCAUUUGGGUUUCAAGUGAUAGAAAAAUGGAGCUUGGGCACUGAAAGAGGUGCAAUUACCCAGAAGAUUUAUUAGUCCUAAUUCAAUCCCACUUUUCAAACACUAAAAAUUAUAUGCAUUAUGUGUUUUCUUCUCUCUCUCUCUUCCUACAACAGUGUUCAUACUCAUACUUGAGCUGGGUAGAGUCCAUCCUUCCAUCCAUCCAUCCAUCCUUAAAACAUAUAUUUAUUGAGUACCUAUUGUGUACAGAGGUAACGUAGUCUCUGUCCCCAUAGAACUGAUUGAAUAGUGAAGAAGACAAACCUUUAAAAAAACUUAAACUUACAAAUCCUGUUCAUCACAAGUGGUGUUUAUUGCAAUCAUCUCCUGGUUUGCAACCUCUUUUCUCAACAGAACAUAUGUUGCAAGACAUUCCCAUGGGGGCAUUUGGAUUUUGGCAAAUAGCUGAAAUGGCCCUCGGUUGUACACACUUCUUUGCAUUCCAGCUGUCACUCUGCCCCUUUCCACAACUAAUUGCAACAGAUUGUUGAGUCAUAACACCAGUGGGAAUUUCUGGAAAAAUCAGGCACAGAAAAACCUCGGCUCAGAAGACUUUGAUGCCGCCUCACCUCUGUGUUUCCUUGGCUUUUCAUGGACGUGUUUUUAAAUAAAGAACAAUUCUUAGAUGCCUAUGGUUGGUUUCUAAUUUGUUAAAUUCUAAGCUUAAGGUACAGGUACCACAGCAAUGGAAAUACAAAAAUGCUUCAGAAAGAGCAGUGAGCCCUAGAAUUAGCAUCUUGUAUUCUUUUUUUUUUCCCGAGAAUCUUGUUUUGCCCUUUCCAACCACGUGAGCCUUUUAUGAAGUUUAACUGGUGCUGUCUCCUAAGCAUAGAGAAGAAUUUAUUUUGGGAACAACCCGAGCAGGGUAGGGGUUACAAUGAACAUUUUGGUCUUUUUUGUCAGUUCCAAAAUAAAGGAAGAUCAAUAGCUUAUAGUACACUAUCAUGCUUUUUGAUAAACACAAAUGUUAUAAAUUAAGAUCCUGAGUUGCCCACCUACCCAAGUGCUGAGGAAAGGAUUCUGCUCCUGCCUACACUGACCGCCCCCCUCUCAAUUCUGGCAGAUCUGAUCACUUGGCUUUACCUUCUCUGAAAGUGCCUUUUUAAUCCUGUCUUGACAUAAUCAAUCACAUAUUUUACACAUUUGGUUAGAUUAACUACUAUAUCAUACAGGCCUAAACAUAUGCAUAACUCACUCAUGAUACUUUUUUGCUUACUCUCAUCACAUACUGGAUGGAGAUAAAGUUGGCAGGACGGCCCUCCACACAGCCAUUCCGGAGGCCCUGCCAUGGAUAACAUGUGGCUUCUAAGGCUGCACUAAGAAGCGUCUCCAUUCCAGGGGGUGGAAAGGAGAAGAGACACAGGAAAGUUUUGCGGGCCAGGCCUGGGAGGGACUGCACAGCCCUUCCUCUCACAUUCCGUGGUCCAAAAUCCAGUAUUAUGACCACAUCUAACGUGCAGAGGGACUGAGAAAUAUAGUCCCUGGGUGGGAAGUCACUUCUCAGUGACAAUUCUAUGCUGUGAAAGGGGAGAAUGCAUCCUUAGGGACUGGCUCUCUGUCUCUGCCACUCAUAGGAUUAGGUAGUGUAUAUUUGAGGGAACUCGGUAACUUGGUGGGGGAUCCCAUUAGCUAAUAACCAAGGGCACACGACCAUAAAAGGAUCCCUCAGUGGGAGAGAUUAAGAAAGUCAUAGGAAUGCCGUUCCCAACAAACGGAAGAUAAUCCCUGAGUAGAGAUGGGGCAUAGAAAAGUGACUCAUGUGACUCUCUUUGUACGGAGAAGAUCCCCUCAUUUCUCAGGAUGUGACAGGUUGUCCCCAAGCAGAGAGAUGGGCCUUGGGGCUUAGCUAUAGCCUACCUAGGUCUUAGACUUGGUUACUAGUCUUGACCUGCCCCGCCAAGUUAAGGGCACUUUCCUGCCUCUUUCUUAUCAAUGUUUUAUGAUUUGUGGUGAAAACGCUCUCGUGCUUCUCCUCUGAGAGUUUUCUGAUUACUUGUGCCCCUGGUAAGCCCUCACAUGCGUCAUCAGCUAUUUUGACUCAUGGGGAUUUCUGCUUGGAGAGGUGGAUAGAAAUGAAACUGCCCAUAGACUGUAACAUCUUAGCAGAUGUAUUUCCAAUCUUAUCCCAGGAUGUGGUUUCUUUCUAGUACUCUUGGGAGGCGGGACCAAAGAGUAAGAAGAUACUCUGUAAUGUCCAAUGUUUGGAACAAGUCUCAAGGACCAGGAAUAUGUUUAUUAUGUCUUGUUUAAUGUUUUGCAUGAUCAUGGGAAUGUUGCAGAUUCUUGCUGUGGUUCAAUUUUCCCUCCUGGAAGGAAGAGAUUAGAUUUUUUUUCCCCCUCUACUUUCUUCAUACUAUGGGCUACAUGGAAGUUUCUAGGAAAUUCCAAGACCUGAAGCUUACUUAUGGGUUGUAACGGGAAAAAAUGAGUAUGUCCAUGUAUGUUAAUUCAUAUACAGCAUAGAUAUUUUCUAAGUUAGCAUAAGUAAGCAAAAUAAACCAGUGUUUACACCCAAUUUUAAGUAAGAUCUCAUCAUUACAUAGUCUCAGGACAGAGGAAAAAACAUGUUUAGCUUUGUGACCCAAAUAGCAAACAUACAUAAAUACAAGCCAUCAAUUUAUAAGGCAUGUCAAGCGCCAUCAUGAUGAGCUGCUAAUCUACAUGCACACACACAAAGCUGACUAAUCUCAGUCUUAGACAAAAAAGAUACUAAGAACCAAAAUGAUUUAAAAAAAAUAACUAAUCUGACAAACAAGAAGCUAAGCCUUAAAUGAGCUGGCUGAAUGGGGAAUUGUUAUUUUUACUUUCCGAAUCAUGACUGCUAUCAAUCAGCCAAGGACAAUCACUAUUUAGACCUAAACCCAUACUUAAUGUAUGUCACAACUAAAAAAUAAAUAAGAAUAGUCAUAGCAGGAUUGAACAACAGACUUAUUCAUUUUUUGCUUGUUUGUCAAAUAAAACCAAUUGUGAGUUUAACAAUUUCUGUCUUAAGCUCUUUUAUGUCAAGAAGUAAGUUAUUCAAGUUGUUAAUUUUCACCAAUAUAUUUUUAAUUCACAGAGAACUCAUUUCAUUCAAGACCCAAGCUAACCAAUACCAGACUGUGCAGACUAGGUAGAACCCUAGAUCUGAUUUUUGAAUAAAUUGAGAAAAUUUAAGCACGACCGACAAAUUUGCUCAUUAUUCUUCCCUGUUUAUGACCCUUGGGUAUAGUUUAUACACUUUCAUAUUUCACAUGCAGCAUCAGUAAAACCAGGCAGAAAAUCAGCUCUAAGAACAUUCUUACAACCACUGACUCCCAUCAAGUGAGACUGUGAAAAAAAAGUGAUUAAUUCUACAACUCACAAAGAAGAUUCUAGACAAGACAUGAGACUCCAGUAGCAUCAUCUUAUUUAUUAACGUCAUCGAAACAGUUUGCUGAUAAAACUUUUGUCUCUAACUAUUCUAACAACAAAAUUUUACUCAAAAUAUUUCACUGUGAGAUGGUGUGGCAACUUGAAAGUAGUUUUUAUUAAUGUGUGGAUUUCCAUAGAGCAAAUCUUACUCUGAAAAUGGCAGACUCAGUGACCAAAAAGUGAUUCCAAAAAGCUUCCCCCUCCCCAUGCCAAUCCUUGAGACUGCUUGGACCAAGCAGAAGUCUGGCCCCAGACCUAGACCGAAGGAGGCGGGAAAGAGUGUAACUCAUUCCUAACCAACCAGGACAAGCUCAUAGGACAUUUCGAACGCACACGAAAGAGAAACCACAUGACGAAUCGCGUCUACUGGGCAGCGAUAGGAAGGUGUGGACCAAAGGGAAUGAACAGAGAACAUUCAUCAUCUUUACCACGAUGCUAAUCCUAAGGUGUCCACAUGGGAUGAGCUACAAAAUCGAUCCCUGUUUCCAUCCUUCCCAUCACCUGCUGUAGUAGCCUUGGGAGAGAUCCUGAGCUUUCCAUAUUCUGCUGAUUUAUUUUUGCAUUGCUCUUUUGAUGAAUAAAAUAUAACAACAUGCUUCUCGCUCUUAGUCCUCUAAAGUGUGUGUGUGUGUAUUGAUUUGGGAGAGCAGAUUUGGGCUAUUAAAAUAUAAGUCAUGUCUCCCUGUAAUUCUCUGCCUUUUGCUGUGGUUUGACUAUGGAGUCUUGCUUUCUAGUUAAUUAGGACAGCAAGUUCUUUUAGUCUUUCUGAGAAGCUGGAGCAUGAGACUAGGGAGUGUUGGGGAAAGGUUAACCAAGCCAGGACAGAAAGAACAGCGUCUCUAGAAGCUCUAGUUCUGGGUUUCAGGCACUUCAGUAAGAGACUUUCCUCCUCUGUUCCCACGCACAUUCACGGAAAAUGAAAGCAAGAAGCCCCCAGAGGCUGCCUGGGGGCUGGAGAGGGGGGUGAGUGAGGUACCAGCAGGCAGCACAGACCCUGCCCUCAAAGGGCCACUCCUUGAGGAGAGUCAGGGACACAGAAAGUUUCCCUCCUGCCUGUUCUUAUAUAUCAGCUGCUUUCAUAAGAGUGGGAAGGACACUCUUUAUUUGGGAGACAGGAAAUGAGGCUCUAGACCCCUCUCGACACAAUCCUUGCAGUCCAUGCCUUUCUCACGCUCUCUGAGCCUGUGGGUUGGCUUCUGCAGGAAAGAAAAGGACCUCUGAAUGGAAGUCGGGGCCUUGAGGUCAUCCUGUGGGCAGGUGGGGCACUGCUCCCAACUGUGAAUCAUCUCUCUGGUGUUGGCCUUGGCUGGGUCAUGGCCACCGUGCCUGCCCUGGACUGAGAAAGGGGCUCUGACCUCCCUCCAGCAGGUGAAGGACCUCAGGGAAGGGAUGGACAAUUCUACCCAAAAGGGGGUACACUUUUCCUUGUAUUAAAGAAAAGCCAUUUUAACACGAUCCUUGUGAUACAUCCAAGAUCAGAUCUGCCUCAUUUCACUCCUCGAAACCGAUGUCCAUGCCCCCAUUCUUUUCCCUAGUUCUUCUCACUCUCCC
Messenger RNA from Sus scrofa (pig), 13247 nucleotides. Lineage: Eukaryota; Metazoa; Chordata; Mammalia; Artiodactyla; Suidae. The record is from RefSeq and is a predicted model, not a curated record.